AUGAGAAAAAUAAGCGCCUUGAUCAUUCUUUUAUCAUUUUUAGACUGGAAUGCUGCCCAUCCGACAUCCAGCGACGGAAACCAAAAGGAGAAUGCAUUUUCCAAGAUCGUUCCUCGACUUCUAUGGAACAUUAAACGCGGAUACAACCAGGAGAGCCACCAAAACACCCAGCCUAUCAUAAUUGUAAAGCAGCCUAGCUGGAAAGCGGAUACCGACUCGGACAGACACCACUACAGCCCGUUCACCACCCCAUACUAUCCGUACUACCCACAACCUCCAAUGCCCAGCCGACCACCGCCACAGUUCCACGGAAUGGAUUACCUGAACAGUGCGGGAGGCGGACCCACCUACCUAAUCAUCAACCCUAACAACAUGCAGGGAAUUUACCUGCCCGCUAGCAGCUCCAACAGCUCAAACUCUACCAGCUCCCGCCGUAGCGCUUUCGUGCCCUCUAUCGUAGAUUUGCUGCAGGGCUUCAACCUGGACGAUCUUGCCGAUGGAAGCGUGCUCGAAGAUGGUUCCGAGGAGGUCAAUACUGUAAGAGAUGGCAUUUUAGCGGUCCCUAGCUUUGAGGGGUCAACCCCCCUAACUGACGACGAUCAUGGGGAGGAAAUAAUCAAAAAGGACGAGGUCGAUGACCUCGAGCGCCAAACUAGUCUAGGCCUAAGUCCCAAGCACUUUGUUUCUGUCUUGAUGGAAAACAAACUCCGACGGCGCGUCCAGGAGGUUUUGGCUGGUAUUUAUUUAAGGAACUACAAUCUGAAAAUGAAGUAA
Messenger RNA from Drosophila biarmipes, 774 nucleotides. RefSeq lists its product as uncharacterized. Bases 1 to 774 code for a protein of 257 amino acids. NCBI's taxonomy places the organism in Eukaryota, Metazoa, Arthropoda, Insecta, Diptera, Drosophilidae. The transcript has 2 exons. The record is from RefSeq and is a predicted model, not a curated record.